CCAAACUUGAAUCCCUUAACAUUUCUCAAGUCCUAAACCCCAAAUCCCUAAAUCCCCAAAUCCACCGCCGCUAGUCCGCUAGCACCAGCGCCGUGCGCUCUGCGGCUCCACAACUGUCGGCCGCCGGCCUUUGUCAACGGCAAGAUUUGAGAGAUGGCUCUAUCUAAGAAAGAAUCAAUGAUGGUUAAUGAGGAGGUGCUGGAAGACGAUAGUGAUAUGGGAGAAGAUUUGUCUGAUUCAGAAUUGGAGCAAGAAUCGGAAGAGGAGUCUGAAGAGGAAGGAGAUGUGAGAUUGGCUGAGCCCUCCCAGAAUGCUACAUACAACAAAGACGGUCUGUUGGAGAAGCUUGCAGAUAUGAGCUGGCCAGGGAAUGCUAAAUGGAUAGACAAGCUUACAUUGGAUAUUGAGCAAGAGCAGCCUGUGGAUGUGAAUGAUGACCUGACGAGGGAGCUUGCAUUUUAUACGCAGGCGCUAAAUGGGACUAGAAUGGCCUUUGAGAACCUUCAGUCGAUGGGGCUUCCAUUUCUGAGACCUGAGGAUUACUAUGCAGAAAUGGUGAAGUCGGAUUCCCACAUGGAGAAAGUGAAGAGCCGGCUAUUGGUGGAGAAGAAGAACAUGGAGGAGGCUGAGGAGAGAAGGAAAGCCAGAGAGGCCAAGAAAUUGUCUAAAGAGAUUCAGAACCAGAAGUUGAAGGAGAGAGCUAAGCAGAAAAAAGAGUCUAUUGAGUCUGUGAAGAAGUGGAGGAAGCAGAGGCAGCAAAGUGGGUUUGCUGGGGGUGACAAGGGAAGCGAGCUGGAUUCGGCCUUUGAAGAUGGGAAGCCAUUUGAGAAGUCAGGUAAUAAGAGGUCUGGUGUAGCGCCCGGAGAUCGGUCUGGAGGGAAGGGAAAAUAUGCUGGAAAGGGGAAGAAGCCAAAGAAGAAGGAAAUCAAGGAUUCCAAGUUUGGAUUUGGAGGAAGGAAAGGUUCCAGGAAGCAAAAUGUUGCUGAAACCACCAACGAUUUGAGAGGCUUCAAUAAAGAAGAUGGUUUCUCAAAAAAUAAGAAAAGGAAGAUGUGAUGUGCAGCUGUACGGUUUUGUGGUUUUGUUUCUCUUGAUGGUUAAGGGCAUGCCCUUGUAACCUAUUAAUUUUGUUUGUGAUUCUAAUACUACUGAACUUGUAUGGAAUACAUUAUUGUUUUUUAAAGUGUCAGAGUGAUAUUGUUGCUGCCGGAAGUUAUAUGCUCUUUCUGAUGAAGCUAAGUUCAUUUG
Molecule: messenger RNA, 1248 nt
Organism: Argentina anserina (silverweed cinquefoil)
Lineage: Eukaryota; Viridiplantae; Streptophyta; Magnoliopsida; Rosales; Rosaceae
Product: probable rRNA-processing protein EBP2 homolog
Exons: 2
Coding region: 154-1056 (300 amino acids)
Biological process (GO): ribosomal large subunit biogenesis; rRNA processing
Cellular component (GO): nuclear periphery; nucleolus; preribosome, large subunit precursor
Source: RefSeq, a predicted model, not a curated record